AUGGCUGCUGACUUGGCCGAUGUGUGUGGCUAUGGCCUCUUGGCUGCUGCCCCUGCUCCGAGCUUUCUGCUGCGUCGCCCGGGAAUAAGCGCAGAUGUGCAGCGCGCUGCUGUGCCGGCUGCUACCGUUCCAGCGAUCGCUGUGGACGCAGAAGGCGAGGCAAGCACUCCGAAGGUGUGGCCGGCAGAUUCACGUGCAUCAUCCUCCGGCAUGGUGUGCAUGACAUACAACGUCCUGCUCCCCAACAGCCAGGAUGGGUGGUGGAUCUACAAGUACUACCGCGACAAUGGCCCGCACACAUCGUGGCCUGCGCGCCAGGCGCUUCUGGAGAAGCAGAUCUUGCAUUGCCAGCCCGAUGUUCUUUGCCUUCAAGAGGUGUCCGAGCCGUCCUUCAGCUCGGACUUUGCCUUCUUGCCGGCCGCCGGCUACGAGGCCGUUCUCCACGACAAGAAAGGCCGCAUGCGCCCGGCCACUUUCUGGCGCAGCAGCGAGUGGGAGAAGGUUAGCGUGCAGCACAAGGACCGAACUCUCGUUGUGACUUUGCGCAAGCUUGGCGGGCAGAAUGCUGGCAAAACAGUCUUUGUUGUCAACGUCCACCUAUCCGCGGGCCCAAAUGCUGACAGGAGGCUGCGGCAGGUGCAAGAAGCCCUGGACGCCGUCAGCAAGGAGGCGAAGAAGCUGCAGUUGGAGGACUCGGCGGUCCUGGUGUGCGGCGACUUCAACUCGCAGGGCAACUCUGCUGUGCGAGAGCUUCUCUUGAAAGGUGUGGUCAAUGCGGACUUUCGCGAGUCCGGCGACCCUACUGAGAAAGGUCAAGAGGGUCGACAGGUCACAUCCAAAACGAGACAGCAGAAGCUCGGCGAGUUCCAAGAUGCUUUGGACGUGGCGUUUGCCGGCAGAGCUCCUGCUACAAUCAUUGCUCAGAAGGUAGACGACUUGAUGCUCUAUGAAGAUGGCACUCCAACUCCGGCCUUGCUUGAGGCAGUAGAUAAUGCAUUCAUGAGCUGCUCGAACGGCCGCGAUUUCAUGAAUAGCGAGGACAUCGAUCGGUUCCUCCUGAAAAUCAACCGGGAGCUGGGUCGAGGAAGCGAACACCGAUUUGUGGAGGCAGCGGUCGAAGGCAAGGGCGAGCGACGCUUGAGCCGGGAGGACUUUCAGGCGCUUUAUGCAGCAGAGCUGGCAGAGGGCAAGUUCUGGGGCGUGGAGCACGAUCUCCGAGAGCUUUUGGGAUCAGGCCUGUGCAAGCCCCAACAGGGCCCUUGCCAGCUGCGCUUUGACUACAUAUACUUCACGUCCUCAACGCUGAGGCUCACUGGGGUGCAGGAGCCUCUCACAAAGGCGCAGAAGCUGCGGAUCUUCGCAGAGCCCUGGGAGGUGCUGCCGAAUUCCUGGCAUCCGUCGGACCAUUUGCCGGUGGUGGCCGCUUUCGACUUUGCAAGUUAA
Molecule: messenger RNA, 1443 nt
Organism: Effrenium voratum
Lineage: Eukaryota; Dinophyceae; Suessiales; Symbiodiniaceae
Source: the annotation of a GenBank genome assembly